This is a messenger RNA of Serpula lacrymans var. lacrymans S7.9, 388 nucleotides long. RefSeq lists its product as uncharacterized. NCBI's taxonomy places the organism in Eukaryota, Fungi, Basidiomycota, Agaricomycetes, Boletales, Serpulaceae. The annotation marks the transcript as partial. The transcript has a single exon. The record is from RefSeq and is a predicted model, not a curated record.
AACUCCUGAAAGCCAUAGACUCACUACAUUCGUUGGAAAGCGAGCAUUCGCGGCACAACAAUCAGGACUCGAGUAUCUGUCGGGCACUCCGGAUGGAAAAGUUAGUUUUGGAAUCUUUGGAACGACGCUUGAGGAUGAACUCCUUGAGUGGGCAGACGGACGCGGCAAAGGCAUAUUUGGAAUUAGGCGGGAAGAUCUUGCUAACCGAGGCGCGCACGCGGAUAGAGCGAGACGGCUAUACGAGUACUCCUCCACCCGGUUUGUCCCGCCGAUCCCCAUUAUACCCAGAUCAGAUCAGUGUUACCCCGGAGCUCACCUACCCCACCGCCACUCCACAACCUCCGCCCACCCAGUUAGCGGAAAAAUACAUUCCCACCGUCCCAACCAG